AUGUUGUGUUGCUAUGCGCUGCUCUUCAGUAUCCUCUGGAUUGUGGUCUGGUUCUUGCGCGACCGGCAGACAUUGAGCUCCUACAAGGACAAGCAUGUCUUCAUCACAGGCUGCGACACGGGUUUCGGGAACAUGCUGGCCAAGCGCCUGGACAAGAAGGGCUUUCAGGUGCUGGCAGGUUGCCUAACCCAGAAGGGGGCUGAUAACCUGCAGCGGUCCAGCUCGCCAAACCUGCGCACCAUCCUGCUGGACGUCACCAACUCCGAGAGCAUCUCUAAAGCCGUGCAGUGGGUGAAAGGUGAAGUGGGAGAAAAAGGGCUCUUUGGCCUGGUGAACAACGCAGGUGUGGCCAACCCCAUUGGCCCCACAGAAUGGAUGAGCGUGGAGGAUUACCGCAAGGUCAUGUCUGUCAACACCUUUGGGGUCAUCGAGGUCUCUCUGGCCUUCCUACCUUUGCUCAAACGGGCACGUGGCCGAGUGGUCAACACCUCCAGCGUCUUGGGUCGCCUCUCAGCCAAUGGCGGUGGCUACUGUGUUUCCAAAUACACUGUUGAGGCCUUCUCCGACAGCCUCAGGAGGGAUAUGUACCAUUUUGGGAUAAAGGUCUCUAUUGUGGAGCCGGGCUUCUUCAAGACGGCUGUGACCAACCUUGAAUCAAUAGAAGCCUCCUUAAGGCUACUCUGGGACCGAUUGAGCCCCGAGACUCGGCAGAGCUAUGGUGAAGACUUCUUUCCAAACUACCUGAAAGUCCAGAAGUUCAUCAUGAACAUCAUCUGCGACCCAGACCUCAGCAAAGUGACCAACUGCAUGGAGCAUGCCCUUCAGGCCAAAUACCCCCGCACCCGCUAUAGCGCUGGCUGGGAUGCCAAGUUUGUGUGGCUGCCAGUCUCUUAUCUACCUGCCUUCAUGGUGGACAUUGUUUUGGCUACCAUCCUACCCAAGCCAGCCCAUCGGGCCCGCUAGACUCCCCGAACCUCACAGCUCACCUCUCUCCAGGACCAAGCCUGUGGACCAGCUGUCAAUCAGACAGACCACAUUCCUUCGCAAGAACUAU
Molecule: messenger RNA, 1054 nt
Organism: Podarcis raffonei (Aeolian wall lizard)
Lineage: Eukaryota; Metazoa; Chordata; Lepidosauria; Squamata; Lacertidae
Gene: RDH5
Product: retinol dehydrogenase 5
Exons: 4
Coding region: 1-963 (320 amino acids)
Source: RefSeq, a predicted model, not a curated record